Messenger RNA from Saccharomyces eubayanus, 1413 nucleotides. RefSeq lists its product as uncharacterized. Bases 1 to 1413 code for a protein of 470 amino acids. Lineage: Eukaryota; Fungi; Ascomycota; Saccharomycetes; Saccharomycetales; Saccharomycetaceae. Gene Ontology annotation, molecular function: DNA-binding transcription factor activity, RNA polymerase II-specific; DNA binding; zinc ion binding. The record is from RefSeq and is a predicted model, not a curated record. The transcript has a single exon. Gene Ontology annotation, cellular component: nucleus. Gene Ontology annotation, biological process: regulation of DNA-templated transcription; DNA-templated transcription.
AUGAGUAUUAGAAGACAGUCAUGCGAUUGCUGUCGUGUUCGUCGAGUAAAAUGUGACCGGAAUAAACCAUGUAACCGCUGUAAUCAGCGCAAUCUAAAGUGUACUUAUCUCCAACAAUUGAAAAAGAGAGGUCCAAAAUCUAUAAGGGCAAAAAGCUUGCGAAAAAUAGCAGAAGUUCAGACGGUGAGUAUGGAAAAUAAUAUUAUGGCCACGCCGGUUGCACUUAUGAAGAUUCCGCGGAAGCUGAUCGAGCAAUGUUUGAGGCUAUAUCACGAUCACUUAUACGUAGUCUGGCCUAUGCUAUGUUAUGAUGAUCUUCACAAACUUCUGGAGGAAAAAUAUGACGACGGCUAUACUUAUUCCUUUUUAGUAUCUCUUUCGGCUGCCACUCUUAGUGAUUUGCAAACUGAAAUAGUAUCAGAAGAAGGAGUUUCUUUCACUGGGAGACAGUUAUGCUCACUCUGUAUGUUAUCACGGCAAUUUUUUGACGAUCUCCGUAACAGUGACAUAUUCCGAAUUAUGACAUAUUACUGUUUGCAUCGCUGUUACGCACAGUUUGCUAAUACGAGAGCUUCAUACAGACUUUCUUGUGAAGCUGUAGGCCUCAUUAAGAUAGCUGGAUUCCACCGGGAAGAGACCUAUGAAUUUCUUUCGUUUAGUGAACAACAGCUCAGAAGGAAGGUUUAUUAUCUACUUCUUAUGACAGAGAGAUAUUAUGCAGUAUAUAUUAAGGGCGUCACAAGUUUGGAUGCAACUAUAGCGCCACCGCUACCUGAUACUGUAACUGACGCUCGGCUUUCUCUGGAUAGUUUCCUUGAGGUGAUCAGGGUCUUCACUGUACCAGGAAAAUGUUUUUAUGAUGCUUUAGCAACCAACUGUGCCAAUAAUUCUUGUACCGAGGAUUCUUUAAAAAGGAUAUGGAAUGAACUUCAUACGGCAUCACUCAAUAUAGAGCCGUGGUCUUACGGAUACGUAGACUCUUUGUUUUCCCGGCAUUGGGUCAGAACACUAGCAUGGAAGCUGGUACUGCAUAUGAAAGGAAUGCGGAUAAAUUUUCUUUCAAAUACUAACAAUACGCACAUACCCGUUGAAAUUGCUAGGGACAUGUUGGGUGAUACGUUUCUAACUGCGAAAAACAUCUAUGAUGUCCACGGUCCUGGAAUACCGAUGAAGGCCUUGGAAGUCGCUAAUGCAUUAGUAGACGUUGUAAGUAAAUACGACCGCAAUAUGAAGCUGGAGGCUUGGAACGUUCUGUACGAUGUGUCCAAGUUUGUUUUCUCUCUGAAACAUUGUAAUAAUGAAAUGGUCCAAAAGUUCUCAAGUAAAUGUCAGAGUUCUCUAGUUGCUCUACCCAUUUCUAAACCUUUACAAUUGAAUGACAACUCCAACGAUGACGAUGAUAUAAUCUCUUGA